This is a messenger RNA of Ziziphus jujuba (common jujube), 2057 nucleotides long. RefSeq names its product UPF0481 protein At3g47200-like. The transcript is spliced from 2 exons. NCBI's taxonomy places the organism in Eukaryota, Viridiplantae, Streptophyta, Magnoliopsida, Rosales, Rhamnaceae. The record is from RefSeq and is a predicted model, not a curated record. Bases 275 to 1795 code for a protein of 506 amino acids.
UGCUUUAGCUUUGCCUAUAAAUAAUUUAAUCUCAGACUCUUGUAAGGUAAGCUUUCUGCAGACUUACCAAACAGAAUUUGGAACUAUCUAAUUUUUCUCUCCUACUUUCUUAUCUACUUUCUUGCUCUUUCUUUUCCUUUCUCGCAUUUUCUUCAUGGAAAUCUUCCAUGUUCCCUGAGAAGCUGAUCAUACUCAGAAGUCCUAUCGCAGUUUUCAUAAUAAACCAGGAAAUACAAGUUCUAGGAAAUUGAAGUGGGUUCUCAAGACUAAUUAAAUGGAGUAUUUUGCUACCAUGGCAACUCAAGAAUAUACCCAAAUAUAUGGAGAAUAUACUUCAGUUUCUAUCGAAGAUAGUGAUGAUGAAGCAUUGGCUAAAUCCAUGGAGGCAAGGCUUCACUAUGACUCACCCCUGUCUGCAGAAUGUUGCAUCUUCAAAAUUCCUGAGGUAUUUCGCAGACAGAACCAAAAAGCAUAUGAGCCGGACGUUAUUGCCAUUGGACCAUUCCACCGCGGAAAACAAAGCUUGAAGCCAAUAGAAGAUGUGAAACAAUGGUAUUUACUAACCCUUCUCUCGCGUUUGAAUAUAAGCAUGCUUAGCUUGGUUAAAGGCAUUAAGGGAUAUGAGAAAAAUGCGCGUGACUGUUAUCAAGGACCAAUUAGACUUGAUCAGAAUGAAUUCAUAGAUAUGCUAAUCGUUGAUGGUUGUUUCUUGGUCGAACUUUUUCGUAAGGAGACCGUUUUUGAAUUAAGAACCGGGGAUGAUCCUAUAUUCAACAUGUCUUGCAUGUAUGAAUUUUUCCUUCAUGAUUUGUUGCUGCUUGAAAAUCAGCUUCCUUGGUUUGUUCUUCAACACUUGUUCGCCUUGACCGGGGGAAAUGACCAUGACCAUAGCAGCAGCAGCUUCACUGAACUUGUCCUCCAUUUCUUCCGACACAAUUUCCCACAAACUAGCCCUUCCAUAUCCACUUCACGAUUGCACGCUAAAAACUUGCACAUUGUGGAUCUGAUAAGAAAUGUUCUGACUUCAUUGUCCCAAGAUGAUCAAAGUGAUUAUCCUGUUCCCGUUAGUUAUUAUGUGCCGGAGACGCAUCAAAGUGAUCAAAGUGAUCAAAGUGAUCAAAGUGAUCAACAUGAUCAAAGUGAUUAUCCUUAUGAUUAUUAUGUGCCGGAGACGCAUCAAAGUGAUCAACGUGAUCAAAGUGAUUAUACUGAUCUCCGUAUCCCACAUGUGCCGGCGAGGCCACAACCCCUGUCGGCGAGGCCACAACUCAUUCCCUGUGUGACUAAACUUAUGGAGGCAGGAGUGAAAUUCACUAAGAGUUCCUCAGAUAACAUGAUGGAUAUAAAGUUUGAAGACGGGAGUUUCAAAAUUCCACUACUUUUUAUCAAUGAGACUACAGAGUCAAUCUUCAGAAACCUGAUUGCUUUCGAGCAAUGCUAUCACAGGUGCGAUGAUAAGAUCACAUCUUAUGCAAUUCUGAUGGAUAACCUUAUCAACACCGGCAAGGACGUGGAAAAACUCAGUGACGAAGGGAUUAUUGACAACUGGUUGAGCGCGGAAGAUGCUUCUCAGUAUUUCAACAGGCUCUACAAUGACACUUUUGUGAUCAAUUUCUACUACAACGAUCUCUGCAAGAAAGUGAAUAAAUAUUAUCGGACAGACUGGCACAGAUGGAGAGCAAUUCUGAUGCGCGAUUAUUUUACAACCCCAUGGACUAUCAUUUCUCUUGUUGGUGCAUUCAUCCUUUUGGUUCUUACCUUCUUGCAGACUUCCUUCACAAUUAAGCAAUCUUAAUGAUGUAGGACAAUAUAAAUUGGGAUUUUGUGUACCAUAUUUUAAUUUUCAUUAUUUUUAGUGUAAUUUAAUUUCUUAGUCCUUAAGUUUAGGUGUUAAUGUCAAUUAGAGUUAAUAAGGCUGUUCCUAAACUUAUGUGUAGUUAUUUGAACCUUAAUUAAAGGAAUUAGAAUAAUCUAUUUUGCUUGUAUUGGUUUUUAGGGUUCUCUAUGUAAAGAGGCAUUUCUUAAUGUUAUCUUCAUCAUUCCUAACAUUCAUAAAA